ACGCGCGCGAGUCGAAGCGGCGCCCGCGACCGACAUAGCACGGCCGUCGCGGACUUUUCCUUGCCGACGCCACGACCGCGUGGCAGUCGUCACCUUCCUGUGCCAACUACGUCCCAGCGCGCCUCCACCUCGCAUCCAGCCGUCCCUCCGGCCCUCUUGACGCAUACUUCAUCGUCUAUAGUGGUUGUGGUGACGCGUUCGAAAAGCCAUGAGCAGCCCGCGCCGUGGACCGCCACAGCACACAGCGCGUACGACGUGAAAGAUCAAUUUCGGAAUGAGAACCAUGACAAGUCGGCGCCGUUGGACAAACUGGGCGCAACGGUGCGGGAUCGGCAAGGCCACACGUGGGUGUCACCGUUGGCGUUCCCGCCCGCGUCGCGAAGCCACUCUGAGCACGAAUCUCGGCGUCUGAGAAGCCGCCCGCGCACAGUUGCCCCCUUGUUUCCAUCGGGCACGGCUGCUCGUUUUUUUGUGAGCACCGCUUGA
This is a messenger RNA of Saprolegnia parasitica CBS 223.65, 486 nucleotides long. RefSeq lists its product as hypothetical. The transcript has a single exon. The annotation marks the transcript as partial. Lineage: Eukaryota; Oomycota; Saprolegniomycetes; Saprolegniales; Saprolegniaceae. The record is from RefSeq and is a predicted model, not a curated record.